AGCAAUUUGGGAGUUCCCGAGAUUGAGCAGCGGCUUCAGGCGCUCGAACAGAAUUGGCACGAUUUGAAACGUAUGGCCACUUUGAGGGGCAAUAAGUUGGAGGAAUCGCUGGUUUUCCAACAAUUCUUGGCCAAAGUGGAGGAGGAAGAGGCCUGGAUUUCAGAGAAACAUCAGCUCCUGUCCAUCGAAGACUACGGCGAUACUAUGGCUGCCGUUCAGGGACUGUUGAAAAAACACGACGCCUUCGAAGCAGACUUUGCCGUUCAUCGGGAAAGAUGUGCCGAUAUUAUUAACGCCGGACAACAGCUCGUGGCUGAGGGUAAUCACCACUCGGACGGUAUUCAACAGCGUCUGCAACAACUGUCCACUCGUUUGGAUGCGUUGGACGGAAGCGCUCGCCGCCGAAAAGGCAAACUACUGGACAACAGCGCGUACUUGCAGUUCAUGUGGAAGGCGGAUGUGGUCGAGUCGUGGAUCGCCGAUAAGGAGGUUCAGGUCCGCAGCGAUGAUUAUGGCCGCGACCUCUCCAGUGUGUCUACUCUAUUGACGAAACAAGAGACCUUCGACGCCGGGUUGGCUGCCUUCGAACAGGAAGGCAUACAAAGCAUAACUCAGCUCAAGGAUCAGUUGACGGCCUCCAACCACAACCAGACCUCUGCCAUCAGUAAA
This is a messenger RNA of Medioppia subpectinata, 669 nucleotides long. The record is from the annotation of a GenBank genome assembly. NCBI's taxonomy places the organism in Eukaryota, Metazoa, Arthropoda, Arachnida, Sarcoptiformes, Oppiidae.